Komagataella phaffii GS115 is the source of this 4209-nucleotide messenger RNA. Its product is annotated as Involved in exosome mediated 3' to 5' mRNA degradation & translation inhibition of non-poly(A) mRNAs. The coding region runs from base 1 to 4209 and encodes 1402 amino acids. Lineage: Eukaryota; Fungi; Ascomycota; Pichiomycetes; Pichiales; Pichiaceae. Gene Ontology annotation, molecular function: protein binding. The transcript has a single exon. The record is from RefSeq and is a predicted model, not a curated record. Gene Ontology annotation, cellular component: Ski complex.
AUGUCUGUAAAGAAACAUCUCAAGGCAGCAAAAAAUGCCUUAGUCUCCAAUGAUCCGGACUCGUGUAUAGAAUAUGCUGAGGAAGUAUUGAACUUGGAGCAGGACAACUAUUUCGCAAAUAUUUUUUUGGGAAAAGCUUAUCACUUGCGGUCUGAUGCAUUGAAUGCCACUAAAUACUACAAGACUUGUUGUGAAAUAGAUCCCAUGAACGAACUAGGAUGGAAAGGACUCUUGUUGUUGGCAAGAGAAUCAGAUGACUAUGAGUCAUUUCUCAGCAUUUUGAAAGGGUACGCUGAAAUUAAAACUAAGAAGAACGAAUCUUUGCAAGAGAUUGCAAAAGAAGUUGAGAUUUACUUGAAAAAAUUUGAGAAGAACCAAGACUUAUGUAUUGCUGUUCUUGAUAGUACUACUUCAUUUGGAUUCUUGGGCAGGCUGGUGGGAAACCCAAUCAUUCCAGAAGAAAGAUCGUUGAUCUUAAUAAUCGAUAAACUUAAGCAUAAGGAAGAAGGAGUUAUUGCUACAAACAUAAAAAGGGCCAAAAUAAAGACAGCUAAUAAUAUACCCCUGGAGAUUCAGAAUAAAUUAAACUCUAUCAAGUGGGCGGUGUAUUCUAAAUCCAUGCUACCCGAUUAUAUGUCACGAUUAUUGGAAAUUUGUGAGGAUGAUGACUUGCAAAAAAAAUACAAUCACCUGUGGUUAUCGUACCAGCUCGAUGUCCUAUCCUGCGCACCCAACGGUGAUGCUAAGACUGGUUUGCAGCGAAGGAUCUUUGUAGCCUGCGAAGGUAUUGUUGCUGUCAAAAGGGAUGUUAGGCUGGCUUGGGACAUUUAUUUGAAUUGGCUUGAUCCGCAAAAUGUCGAUGAUUUGCCCCUUUGGUUGCUGUGUGAUUAUAUUAGGCUAUUUGGUAUGGAAGGCUUGGGUUCGAUCUUAUACGGCUUUGUUUACUCUGAUUACUCAAAUUAUAGCGAGGAUAAAGUAAGAAAGUACCUCACGACUGAAGAAACGUAUAGCGAAGAAAACAGCGAAGGAAAAAGAGCAGUGCACUUUGUUGAUGUGCAAAAUGAUGAAGAACUGCUCAACCAGUUCAAAUCAGAUCUCACUGUAUCCACAGCCCUCAACGAUGCAGAGCUAAUGUCUUUUUACGUUAAAAGCAUUGAGAAAGCUUCAACCUCUCUGCUUGCUUGUAGAAUCGUAAGUGAAUUCUACUUAUCGCUGAAGGAGUACAAAUUUGGAUUAAUGUAUUGCCGUAAAGGUAUCAAUCUACUAACUAAAGUAUUGAAAGAUUAUGGUUUGAGUUUACCACAUACGAAAGAAUCCCUACUAUUGGAUUUGGCAUCUAUUUAUACGUACUAUGAUGCUCCAAAAGAUCAUCCGAGGGCUUUCAAACUCUAUGAGUCUAUUUUGCAAAAAAAUCCUUCCAACCCGAAAGCUAAGAUCGGGAAAUCGUUAAUUUUCCUUCAAUUAGGGGAGUUCAAUAAGGCUAAAGAAUUACUUCAAACAAUCUUCGAUGCAAACUUAGAAGCUAAGGCCUAUCUUGGCUGGUGCGAAAUUAAUUUAGGGAAUCUCGAAUUCGGUAGGAAUCUUCUUACUUCUUGUUUAAAGGAUACCAGUCUUCAAGAUGAAGAAAUGAAAGUUGAGAUUCAAUGGAGGUUGGCUCAUUCGUAUUUACAAGAAGUUCAAGAAGUUAAGAAUUUACAUGAUCGAUACUUAGUCGAAGGAAACAUUAGAGAAGCUUAUUCAAACUUGGUUGUGUGUUUAAAGCAGGAUGCUACAUACGCACCUGCUUACACGACUUUGGGAAUAGUUUAUGAAGACUAUCUUAAUGACUCGAAAAGGGCCAAUAAGUGCUACUAUAAAGCAUUUGAGUUAGAUAUAAGGCAGCUGGAGUCCGCAAGGCGAUUAGUGGUUAACUUUGCUUUGGAGCCAGAUUGGGAAUCUGUACGAGUACUUGCACAGCGAGUGGUUGAUUCUGACACCAGCAGAAGUAUUUUGGAAGGCGCAGUUGAUCCGGCAUGGCCGUACCGAAGUCUAGGGUGCGCCUUAUUAGAAGUUCAAGAAGAUGUUAAAGCAAUUGCCUGUUUUCAGUCUGCCUUAAGGCUCGAUUCGAAAGAUACUGAGUCCUGGGUUGGAUUGGGUCAAGCUUAUUUGAGCGGAGGUCGAUUGGAAGCUUCUAUAAAAGUUUUCAAUCAUAUCUUGAAUAAUCUAGACUCCAACUGGUUUACCUCGUAUAUGUUGGCUUUAUCCUUAUCUUAUGGAGGUCAGUUUGCUGAGGGUAUGUCAAUUCUUCAGAAAUUGCAUUCUACUAGGCCUAAAGAGAAGUGUAUUUUAACCGCUUUGAUUGAGUCAUUCUUGACCAAAAGCCAAGAUGACUUAUCUAGAGGGUUUGUUGGGCGUUGCAUUGAAGCCAGCAUAAUAUCAUUGGAUUUUGUUUUUCAGCUCUCAGAAGUUGAUAUUCAUUGCUAUAAAUCUUGGAAAUAUCUUUCCGAGGCUAUUCUCAUAUUUACUAAGGUUAAAAAUUCGUUACCAAGCUACUAUGUGAACAAGAUUUCUGCUAUUUCGAAAAGAGUUGCCAUUUCAAGAAGUGAUCUCUGUGAAAUGGGCGAUGGUUUGGAGUAUAGGAAAGGACUCUUAGUUGAAGCAGAAAGUGCAACACAUUUUGACCGAGCAAUAUCCUACAUGGUUCAAAGUGCGAAGACCGCAAUUCAGGUUCUUUCACAAAAAUCCUCAAAUAAGUUGAGAGCUUCCUUAUAUUACAAUCUGGGGUUAAUAUAUUAUCACGCUUUCACAUUGACGAAUAAGCUCCUCUAUUUGAAAUGUUCGAUUAAGCCUCUACAGAGAGCAAUCCUGAUUGAACCAUUGGUGGCAGAUUAUUGGAUAGCUCUCGGAAAUUGUACUAUUCUCAAGAACGCUCGAGUUGCCCAGCACUGCUAUAUUAAGGCGUCAUCAAUAUCCUCAAUUAAUCACUCCGUGUUUGUUAAUUUGGGAGCACUAUAUUUAAUCGCGGGCGACACUGAUUUAGCCAAAAUUUCGUUUCAUAGAGCCUUAAGUAUGCAACCGAACGAAUAUUUGGCUUGGGAAGGCCUGGCCCUAUCAAGAAAUGAACGUACCCCAGAUGCAACUAGUACGUUUAGCCUUUUCGCACAUGCCAUGGUGCUCUCCAAUGGAAAGUCGCCCCUUGCACAACUCUUGUACGGAUUUCAAGUUUUGAAGAAAUUUGCAAUGCAAAACAAAUUUUACGGACACACUAUUACUGAAAGGCAGGAGAUCAGUUUGGCUUGCGGCCUCAUGUUGAGGUACCUCAAAUUAGAUUCAGAGAACGAGUUUGCGUUAUUCGUGACAUUAAGUUUAAUCGAACUCACUCAAAAGUUUGAACUUGGUGUAGAAUUAGCGAAAAACUUGUUCAGUUCACUAGAAAGAACUUACAGAGAAAGAGGGAGUGUAAGUGUAUUGUAUCAACUUACAGCAGCCAAAUCACAACAGGCAAGACUUUACUUGGGGUCCGGACAGUACGGCAAUGCGAUUAUGGCUGCAAAGAUGGCGAUGGAUAUGUCGGAAGACGAUGUUCUACCUCGAAAUUCACAUGUCUUGAAAUGCGUCUUAUCAUCUAGAUCAGUGAUAGCGCUUUCUUAUUUCUUCAAUGGCCAGCUUUCAAAAGCACUGUCUCAACUGAAAGUUUGUCUCGAAAAUUCGGAUUCCUAUAGAUUGGUCAUCUUGCUUGCACAAAUCCUUCACACUUUUGGGAACCAGGAUGCAAAGACAGUAGCAAUGGAAGAAUUAUUUAACCAUAUCGAGAAACGAGAUUCUUCCUUACCAAUUACCCUAACUAUGGGUGCUAUUGCUAUUAGUGAGGAUCUUGAAGAUUUACUUCCUGUGGUAAAUGAGGACCUUAAAUCACUAUCCUUUGAUCAAUUAGCUGCAGACAGCUCCAGAAAUGUACCACAAAUGGUCCAUUUAAUCAACCGUAAACUGGACAUUAAAGAGAAUGUAUGGCAGAAAGUUGCAUUUCUAUUCCCAAAUGAUGGCAAAACCUGGUCCAAAUUGGAUAAUGACGUUGCACUUGAAGUCUUUUAUAAUUCAAAAUCUUCGAGUUCUUCUCUCAGUAGGUCUUCUGUUAAAACGGGAAGGGUUAUCAAUAUCCAAAGGGGUAUAUUCUUAGAUCCCUCACAAGAAGUAGGUUACGAGGCAUUAGUUAAAUGCAUUCCGACAUAA